Messenger RNA from Ascoidea rubescens DSM 1968, 3010 nucleotides. It is a transcript of the gene MET13, whose product is annotated as methylenetetrahydrofolate reductase (NAD(P)H) MET13. The record is from RefSeq and is a predicted model, not a curated record. Lineage: Eukaryota; Fungi; Ascomycota; Saccharomycetes; Ascoideales; Ascoideaceae. Gene Ontology annotation, cellular component: cytosol. Bases 472 to 2601 code for a protein of 709 amino acids. The transcript has a single exon. Gene Ontology annotation, molecular function: methylenetetrahydrofolate reductase [NAD(P)H] activity; FAD binding. Gene Ontology annotation, biological process: tetrahydrofolate interconversion.
CGAUGCUGGAAAAACGUCAAAUCCCUAGAUUUAUAUACUCUUGAUACGGUUUAUUGUGUGUUGAAGAAAGUACUUGAUCAAAUCAGAAUUUUGAAAGAGGUUGUUAUUAACUUGCGCUUGUAACUUGCACUUGUAACUUGCGCUUUCUACAGAAUAAUUUCUCUGUUUCUAUUUCAUUAGCACAUGAAAAUUACCUGCCUUCUUUUGGCAUUUAUUUCCAGUCGCACGCCGAGUUUUCGCAAAACUCUUUGACAUUUGCUUCAUCUUGUAUAUGUUUUCUUUUAUUUUUUAUCCGUACUGGAGAUAAUUGUUGGUUUCUUUUGCUGAUUUUCUCGUUCCGAAACAGGUCUCAACAAUUUUUCAUCACCGAUUUUAUUAUUUUCAAAUGCCAUGACUAAAUAAAUAAGAAUAUAAAUACAAAACCUUCUUCCUAUUUUAUUCAACAUUUUCAAUUUUCCCUAUAACUUGGAAAUGAAGAUCACCGACAAACUAUUAAAAGCUCAUUCAAACGAUUAUUCUUUUGCUCAAACCAAUGGCAUCCAACAUUUGAACCUAAACGAUCAAACUGAUCAAACUGAUCAAAAUGAUCAAAAUGAUCAAAAUAAAAACAGUAAAGAAUCUUCGUCAUCAUCUUCUUCAAUAUUUUCGUCUCUAAUCGAAAAAAGUGACCUGUACCAAAACAAUAAUCAUUACAACCACACCACUUUUUCAUUCGAAUUUUUCCCACCAAAAACCUCUCAAGGUGUUCAAAAUCUCUAUGAUCGAAUUGAUAGAAUGUACAAUUUGAAUCCUUUAUUUAUUGAUAUCACCUGGAAUGCUGGUGGUAAAGUAUCAAAGUUAACCAAUCAAAUAGUUAACGUUACCCAAUCAAUUUUAGGUCUAGAAACCUGUAUGCAUUUAACUUGCACAAACAUGUCAAUAGAUUUAAUUGACAAUGCUUUAUUAAAUGCCUAUAGCUCGGGUUGUCAAAAUAUUCUAGCUUUGAGAGGUGAUCCACCCAUCAAUGAUAACAACAACAAUUCAGAUUCUAGUGCUUUUGAUAACGGAAAAUUCAAAUACGCUAAAGAUUUAAUCAAAUACAUUAGGUCCAAAUAUGGUGAUUAUUUUUGUAUUGGUGUUGCUGGUUAUCCUGAAGGUCACCCAGAAGAAAGUGACUCAGCUGUUUUGUUAUCUUAUUUGAAACAAAAGAUUGAUGCUGGUGGUGACUUUAUUAUAACUCAAAUGUUUUAUGAUGUCGAUAAUUUUCUCAAUUGGUGCAAUGUCCUAAAAAAUGACUGGAAAAUCAGUGUUCCAAUUAUCCCCGGUAUUAUGCCAAUUUCAACUUAUUCGUCUUUUAUAAGAAGAGCCACAUGGAGCCAUAUUAAUAUUCCUGAUUCCUUUCUAUCAGUUUUAAAGCCUUUUAAAGAUGAUGAUGCUAAAAUUAAGGAAUUAGGUGCAGAGUUGAUCACUGAAAUGUGCCGAACUUUAAUUGACUCCAAUUUAGUAAAUCAUUUGCACUUUUAUACAAUGAAUCUUGAAUCUUCUACGAUAUCAAUUUUAGAAAAACUAAACUUACUAAAUAAUUUCGUUAUUAAUAAUUCUGAUAAUAAUGAAAAUGACGAUUAUUUUCCAUGGAGAAAAUCUCUUAAUCCUUCAAGAUCAACUGAAUCAAUCCGUCCAAUUUUUUGGCAAAACAAAAAAUUUAAUUAUUUCAUUCGAACCAAAAAUUGGGACGAGUUUCCCAACGGCCGUUGGGGAAAUUCAAACUCGCCAGCUUUUGGUGAAAUCGACUUAUUUAAUGGUUCAUUAUUAAGACACUCAUCAAACAAAAUAUUAAAACUAUGGGAUAGACCAACUUCUUUAAACAACCUUAUCCAAUUAUUCAUUGAUUACUUAAAUGGUAAGUUAUCAAUGCUACCUUGGUGUGAUUCCCCAAUUAAUUCACUGGAAAUUUCCGAUUAUUUAAAUAAUUUAAUUGAUUUAAACUUUAAAGGAAUUUUAACAGUUAACUCUCAACCAAAAAUUAAUGGGGUAAAAUCCACUUCCAAAAUUCAUGGUUGGGGUCCAAGAAAUGGAUUCAUUUAUAAAAAACAGUAUUUGGAAUUUUUCUUACCAAAAACCCAUUUGAACAAAUUAAUUAAUAAAAUCCAAACAUGUAACGAUAUUUUAAAUAACAAUAAUUCAAAUUAUAACAUCAGCGGUAAAAAUAAUAACAAUAAGAAUGAUGAUUAUAAUAUUCUAUCUUUUUUUGCCGUUGAUAAUUUAGGAACUUUCUAUUCAAAUCUAAAGGACCUAUCCAAAGCAAAUGCUGUAACCUGGGGUAUUUUUCCAAACUGUGAGGUAAUUCAACCAACAAUUGUUGAAAAGGUGUCAUUUUUGGCUUGGAAGGAUGAAGCUUAUAAAUUGACCGAAGAAUGGUUACUGAUUUACAAAAACCAAAAUUCUCAAAUUGAUAUUAAUAAAAAUGAAAAUGAAAAAAUUUAUGAAGAUAAUUUAAAAUCCCAAAAAGUUUUAAGAAAUUUGAUUGAUAAUUAUGUUCUAGUUAAUAUCGUUGAUAAUGAUUAUGUUGGUAAUGAAAAAAUCUUUUCAUUAUUCGAUGAUUUUAAUUGUUUAGAAGAAUAAUGGUGAUGUUAAUGAAAACACCAAAAACAAUAAAGUUCAACCUUUUCAAUUUUUUCCCACUGAUUUUGCUUAAUGGUCUUUCAAAAUAUUUAUAAAUUACGAUUAAAAAAAAAAUUUUUCUCUCUUUUAUUGCUUUUUAUUGUUUUCAUUUUUCUUUUAAUCUUUUCUUAUCUUUUGUUUUUGUUUCCAGUUUUUUGACUUAUUUUGGUUUUAGUGAUGAUGGAAGUUCAACCUGCAUUUUUAUUUAUAUAAUAAAGACAAUAAUGAAAAUAUUGAAUUUAAAAUUUUUUUUAUUAAAGUUCAACCUGCAUUUUUUAAAGUUUUUAAAAUAAUUUUUAAAUUUUCUUUUAUUCUUCAAGGUUUCUAGUUUUCUUUUUAGGUUUUUCAUUAUUGAAAGACAAUUAAACUA